CGGUAGAGAGAAUUUGCAGAUGGGAGAUGGAUAGUAAAGGUGAUGGGCGAUGGCGAUUACUUCUCUAGCUAUGGAAUCCUCUCGCUUCCACAAGCCUUUGUCUAUUGUCUUGCGGUACCUGACGUCGUCUGCUGGACCUUGCAUAUUACUCUCAAGUGGUCAGUCGUAAUUUCCUCUAAUGUGUCUCCAAUCUGCCUGAAGAGAGAGAGAGAGAGAGAGAGGGUGGAAUAUAUGAUCGCCACGUGUUGGGUAGCGGCAAUUUGUUAGUGUGGGACACUGGCGACGGUCGGAGGUGUUGAGGAUGUCAUAGGGAUGGAUGGGUCGUAGGGAGGGAUGAUGCUUCUUGCGAAGAGGGAGGCGCUUGUUGUCACUCGUAUUCUCAAGGAAUAAUGAUAAACGGAAUGGAAGAGCAGGACAUGAAGGGAGACUAGGAGAAAGGAGGGAGACUUGGGAGAAGAGUGCAGAUGGAUGGAUUGAUUGACGAAGGGGCAUUGGCAGCUGCUUCAUAUUCGCUUCCACUACAUCGCUCUUGUGGUAGCUUUCUAUCUCCAGGCGCACUGGUAGGAUAACGACUAUGUCAUUCUUUCAACUUUUCACUGCGUAUUUUUUAUUACAAUUAUUUUGUUUAGAUAUUUGACAUUGAACCUAUCGAAGCGUCCCUGCACACUCCUUAAUGCCGUCAUUCGUUCAACUACGCACCAAGCUUGCUCACUCCUUAGAUAUUUGACAUUGACUUAAGUGAGUAGCAGUCGAUCAACUACGAACCAAGCUUGCUCGAGUUAUGCUUUAAUUGCGCGGAGAGUGCCCGCGCGAGGGCGAUGAACUUGUCGGGGGAGGAGAAAGAGGGUACGGGAAGGGGAGGAGAAAGAGGGUACGGGAAGGGGAAUGGAAAGAGGGUACGGGAAGAGGAGGAGAAGGAGGGUACGGGAAGAGGAGGAGAAGGAGGGUACGGGAAGAGGAGGAGAAGGAGGGUACAGGAAGAGGAGGAGGGCGGAGGAGACCGCGAUGGAGAGCGAGGGAAAGAGCGAAAAAGAGAGCGAAGAGUGAGGGGGAGAGCAAGAGAAAGGGAGGAAGAAAGAGCGAGAGAGAGGGAGCGAGCGAAUGAUGGUGAAAUCAAACGGGGAAGAGAGAGAGAGAGAGGGAGGAGACCGCGAUGGAGAGCGAGGGAAAGAGCGAAGAAGAGAGCGAAGAAGAGUGAGGGAGAGAGUGAGGGAGAGUGCAACAGAAACAGGGAGGAGACCGCGAUGGAGAGCGAGGGAAAGAGCGAAGUAGAGAGCGAAGAAGAGUGAGGGAGAGAGUGAGGGAUAGAGCAACAGAAAGGGAGGAAGAAGAGCGAGAGAGAGGGAGCGAGCGGAUGAUGGUGAAAUCAAACGGGGAAGAGAGAGAGAGAGAGAGAGGGUGGAUUGGGGAAACGACACUGGAAAGAAAGAUGUGGAGAGGGAACGAGGAGCAGGGAGAAGAGGAGAAGAGGGGACAAAGAGAAUGAGGAGGGAAGAGAGAGAGGGUGAGGAGGAGAAUGUAAAGAAGAUAAGAGGGACGAAGGUGAGAGCAUGAAGGUGGUGAAAGAGAGGAAGAGAGAGGAGAAUAGAUGGGAGGCUGGAAUUCGGGGGAGGGGAGGAUGCAUUGUGAGAAAUGCGGCUUGAGAAGUGGAAUGCGAGCGAAUAAUCUUUGGCGCGUAGUGGUAGCACAGAGAAGUGGGGAAGUUUCUAGUGUGUUAUGAAUAGAAGGGCAAGUGAAGUUUCUAGUGUGUUCUGAAUAGAAGGGUAUGUGAUUGUAGAGAGGAGUGUGGUGGGGAAACGACUGAGAGCGGCGUGGACUGUGGAGAAGUGGAAGCAGCGCAGAAGGAUGUUAGAGAGAGAGUGAGCACUGUGAUUAGACCAUUUGGAGGGAGAGAAGUGAGGGUUCUCUUGGCAUGUGCUGUUUUUUUUUGUUUUUUGUUUUUUCUUCUGUGCCGAACAUGUACAGCGCCGCCGUGCGGCGAGUGUGGUGCGUUUAGGGAUGCAUAUGAUGCCUCGCUAAAUUAUGGAACAUUCGAAAUGCAUCUGGAUCUGGAGGUGGUCUUUAUGCAUUCGAAAUGUUGGAGGAGUUGGAAUGUAUUUGGACCGUUAAUCAGCCCAAAUACGUUUCUAAUGUAGGAUAGUUGAGCGAGGCAUAUAGAGCAUCAUGUGAAUAAGUUUGUGGCAGUGACUUGUGUCCCUCUUUGUUGCCUUCCUGUUUUUUUUUUGUUUUUGUUUUUUAGUCCCGAUCUAUUUCUCUUUUUCUUUUUCUUUUCUUUCCUUGUUUUGGUGGUAGUGGUAACUAUUAGGUAGGGGGAUGCGUGGUGCCACUGCAAGUUCACCCCGAGCUUCGGAUCAUCUCCUCAUGUCUAUGGGCCUCGCUGCACUAUCUCUCGAAAUGUGCAAAACGAGAGUGAAUCUUCCGCUAGAACAUGGAAAAAUACAGCGGCAUGAUUUUUGUCUUUUGUGCAUGUCGAGAGUAGUGCAGCGGGGCCCUAUCUCUCUUGUCUGUUUUUGGUCUCUCUGCUUGUUUGGGCCUCUCGCUCGAGUACUCGGCAAAUGUGCAAAACGAGAGUGAAUCUUCGCUGGAACAUGGAAAGAUACAUCGACGUGAUUUAUCAUUUUUGUCUUUUGUGCAUAUCGAGAGGAGUGGAGCGAGGCCCUUGUUUCUCCCGUCGUUGGGAGUAGUAGGAUUUCCUGUCUGUUCCUUCGUUCUGCGAUUGUUAUGGAAAGCGUGAGCGCAUACUGUGGACCUGAUUACGGCCAGAUGCAUCGAGGCGUGGCCGGAAUUGCGGUCAGAUACAAGUGUGAGUAAGCACUGAGAAUAGCUGAUCCGCGGAACUACCUAGUGCCCAUGUUGUAACGACACGGUGUACCAGCAACAACGACAGGAGGAUCGGAGUGAUGCGAGCAGGCAGGAGGGUUUUCGGUUUCCCUUCGCUUUUUUGCUGAUGAUGCCGUCGAUCACCUAAUCAGUCAUUCAGAAUGAGAGGCGUUCAGUAUUUCAUGUGUAUGUGUGUGUGUGUGAGGCGUUCACUAUUUCAUGUGUAUGUGUGUGUGUGUGUGAGAGAGAGAGAGAGAGAGAGAGAGAGAGAGAGAUGUGUAUGUGUGUGUGUGUGUGAGGCGUUCACUAUUUCAUGUGUAUGUGUGUGUGAGAUAGAGAGAGAGAGAGAGCCGUUGGUGGCAUUGGGGAGAAGAGAGAGGAUAGCGGAUGACGACCACG
Messenger RNA from Chara braunii, 3219 nucleotides. The record is from the annotation of a GenBank genome assembly. NCBI's taxonomy places the organism in Eukaryota, Viridiplantae, Streptophyta, Charophyceae, Charales, Characeae.